Messenger RNA from Nothobranchius furzeri (turquoise killifish), 7581 nucleotides. It is a transcript of the gene nlrc3, whose product is annotated as NLR family, CARD domain containing 3. Gene Ontology annotation, biological process: intracellular signal transduction; regulation of apoptotic process. The record is from RefSeq and is a predicted model, not a curated record. Lineage: Eukaryota; Metazoa; Chordata; Actinopteri; Cyprinodontiformes; Nothobranchiidae. Gene Ontology annotation, molecular function: protein binding.
UCUCCUCUGUGCAACAGAUGUGUACAUUGAUCAUGUCCCAAGAUACACUGGAGAAAGAAAGUCUUUAUAUUAUUUCAUGUAGUUCUGAAUUUAAAGCCCACGUGCUUAUGUUUGGUUUAUUAUCAUGCUCGCUCAAAUAAAAUAUAUUACUUCCACUGAUGUGCUGAGCUAUGCUCAAUUUCAGUUUUCUCCGGUUUUGACUUCUCAAAAACAGUGACUCGCACAUGAGUGAAGCAACAUUUUUUAGAGUAUACAGGUGAAACUAAAAAAAAUAGAAUAUGGUGCAAAAGUAUUUUAGACACUGUUCACUACUGAAUGGUUAUCGGGUAAUUAGGACAAACCAGGUUAUGUUUAUGUGAACACUAAAUACUUCUGAGUUAAAAACAACCCAAUUAGAACUAUUUUGUAAAGUUAGAGCAGGGUCAACUUUGGACUGAACCAAUUCAUGUCUGUCUUAACCUUGCAAGGUUGGUUAAUUAAUUUUAUUUUUAACCUUUAUUUAACCAGAUUAGUCGAUUGAGAACUGAUUCUCAUUUACGACGACAAUCUGGCCGAGAGAGCAGCAACAGACACGUACUUAGCUUUACAUUAAAAAACAACAGAGAGACGAGAUAAAAACAGACAUAAAGACAAAGGACUAGUCUCAUAUACAAUAUGUACACGCAAUGUAAGGCAAGGAGGACUUCUAUCCAGGGACUGGAAACAUUUUUUACUAAUGUCUAAAGAUGAGGCAAAAACUGAGUUGCAAACAACACAAUGUGGGUAAUUUAUUACUCUAGAAAAAUGAUGGGGUUAAAUUAAUCAUUUUCAAUAAAAUUCUGCAUUAAAAUGUGUUUUAUCUGAGUUAAGAAAAUCUUCAGUUUCAGAUGAAUCCCCAAAUUUCAAGUUAAUAAACAAUCUUUAAUUUUAACCCACUCACUCAAAAGUCAUUUGACCCAAAUAUUGUGCCUAACCAGACCAUCUGAGUGUAUAGUUGCACUCACAUGGUUCCUGCCUCAACUUAGCAAGCUCACAUUAACCCUUAAAAGGCAGAAAAACACAAACACUAAAGCGACAUCUAGUGUGUGGAGGUUGUAGUUGCAACAACAGAACAAGGUUUCCAGCCGUCAGAGUGCCAGGUUCGCUGCCAGUACGUGCAUUUUUUAUUUUAUUUGGGUCCAUCUGUUGUAAACUUCACCUAAACUUACUCUGGUUUUAGAUAUUUUAUGGUCGCUCAUUUUCUGAGAAGGAUAACAACAUCUGGGCUCAGAAGCAACUGCUUGAAUUGCAACGUCCGCCAUUUUCCACAGUGCCAGCCUUGGUGUGGUAUGCAGACUGUUUGGCAACCCUCAGUGGUGCCCUCUAUUGGCUGGUAGAUGUAAACAUAAACCCAGUGUUGUAUACAGUCAGAUGCAAACGUUUGGGCAGCCUUUUUAAUCAUGAUUUUCCUGUAUAAAUUGUUGGUAGUUACGAUACAAUAUUUAAGUUAAAUAUAUCAUAUAGCAGACACACACAGUGAUAUUUGUGAGGUGAAACAAAGUUUAUUUACAGAAAGUGUGCAAUAAUUGUUUAAGCAAAAUUAGGCAGGUGCAUAAUUUUAGGCAUUGUUGUCAUUUUAUUGAUUCCAAAACCUUCAGAACUAAUUAUUGGAGCUUUAAAUUGGUUUGGUAAGCUCAGUGACCCUUGACCUCCACACACAGGUGAAUCCAAUUAUGAGAAAGAGUAUUUAACGGGUCAAUUUGAAGUUUCCCUCCUCUUUGAAUAUUCUCUGAAGAGCAGCAACAUGGGGGUCUCAAAACAACUCUCACAUGAGCUGAAAACAAAGAUUGGUCACCAUCAUGGUUUAUGGGAAGGAUACAAAAAGCUGUCUCAGAGGUUUCAGCUGUCUGUUUCCACAGUUAGGAACAUAUUGGGGAAAUGGAAGACCACAGAAACAGUUCAAGUUAAGGCUGGAAGUGACAGACCAAGAAAAAUCUCAGAUAAACAAGAGAAGAAUGAUGAGAACAGUCAGAGUCAACCCACAGACCAGCACCAAAGACCUACAACAUCAUCUUACUUCAGAGGGACUCACUCUGCAUCGUUCAAACUAUUCGGUGCACUUUACACAAGGAGAUGCUGUAUGUGAGAGUGAUGCAGACGAAGCCUUUUCUCCACCCACAGCACAAACAGAGCAGCUUGAGGUUUGCUAAAACACAUCUGGGCAAGCCAGCUUCAUGUUGGUAUAAGGUGCUGUGGACUGAUGAAACUAAAACUGAGUUAUUUGGGCAUAACAAGGGACGUUAUGCAUGGAGGAACAAGAACACAGCAUUCCAGGAAAAACAUAUGCUACCUGCAGUAAAACAUGGUGGUGGUUCCAUCAUGCUGUGGGGUGUGUGGUCAGUGCAGGGACUGGGAAUCUUGUUAAAGUUGAGGGAUGCAUGGAUUCCUCUCAAUAUCAGCAGAUUCUGGAGACCAAUGUCCAGGAAUCAGUGACAAAGCUGAAGCUGUACCGGGGAUGGAUCUUUCAACAAGACAACAAGCCUAAACACUGCUCAACAUCUACUAAGGCACUCAUGCAGAGGAACACGUAGAACAUUCUGGAAUGGUCAUCUCGGUCCCCAGACCUGAAUAUUAUUGAAGAUCUGUGGUGUGAGUUAGAGAGCUGUCCAUGCUCAGAAGCAUCAAACCUGAAUGAAAUAGAGAUGUUUAGUAAAGAAGAGUGGUUUGAGUGUGUGCAGUUUUCAGAGAUUUGCAGUAUUAUUUUUACAUUAUGUGGUACUGUUUACCAUGCAGGUACAGCGAGACUGAGUUGUGGUUUAACAUUCUGGUCUAGGAUCUUAACACACUGCGUGCACAAGUGCAAAGCUUCUCUCUUCCGUUUUUGUCUUUAGUUUUCUGAUUCAUCCUGCAUUCAGCACAGGAAGCUCUCGACAGGAAGAUGCUGCAGCAUGAAACCGUGUCUUCAUCAGCAGAUCCAACCACAUUAUGAUUCGAGCUGCUGCUGCUCUCAACACAAGUAGAAUUUACUCGCUGAUUGUCUACUCAAAACUUUGCUUUGUGAGCUGUCAUAAGAGACUUCUGGAAUGUGGAUAUUUUUUUUAUUUUUCCGACAUUUUCAGGACCUCUUCAAGAAACUGGGUUGAAAUCGCUCCUCAUGUUCUCAUGGACAGGAAGGAACAUUACGAUUCUCUCAUGGAUCGGAGGAAGCGUAUAAUGUGGCAGGACGACUGCUACAUGGAUCUACAGUCCACGUCCCUCUCUGCCUCAUCACAAACACAAACAGAAGAUCUUCACUGGCUCCAAAAUCAUCAAGACCAGCUGCAGAGGUUUAUUUCACCUUCCUUCCUGGAGCAGAUAUUAGACCAUCUCAGAAAGGUGGGAGUCUUGACUUCAGCUGAGGAGACCAACAUCAAGGAAGCAGGAAAGCUACAAGAGCAGGUCAGCAGGCUCACCACUGUUGUCACUGCCAAGGAGCGUCAAAGCUCCGAUGCUCUUCAGCUGUUCAUAGAGGGCUCCGAUUCUCCGGUGGCUUGGCUCAUCAAAAACCACGGUACCAUGGUGGAGAAGCAUAAAGAAGUGCUCUUGCAGCUACUUGAAAAGCACAGAGACAGAGAUUCAUUCAGCUGCCCCAAACUGGACACCUCCUCGAGAGUCUUACUGCUGGUUGACGGACUUUCUGACUUACAACAAAAGGAACACGACCUGAUGCAGGUUGGAGUGACUCGAGGUGGGAAGAGAAAUCAUCUGAGGCAGCUGGGACUGGAGAAGCUCUUUGAGCCUCUGACGCGAGUCAGUGUUCCUCCAAGGGUCUCCCUCACAGUUGGAGUGGCUGGUAUGGGCAAGACAAUGUGGGUACGGCAUUUCAUCAGACAGUGGAGCCAAGGGGCCAUCUGCACAGACAUACACUUCAUCUUACCUUUCACCUUGUGUGAGCUGAACUCGCUGGACAAACUUUCUGUUGAGAGGCUUCUGAAACAGUCUUUUCCUCAUUUGGCCGACCCCAGUUUAGUUCUGAGUGGCGCCUGCAGAACGCUGCUCAUACUUGAUGGUUUGGAUGAAUUUCGCAGCACUUUAAACUUCUCAGAUGCAGCUCCUUGCAAUGACCCAAAGAAGGAAAUCCCCAUUGAUGACCUCAUUACUAACGUCAUCCGAGGGAACCUGCUCCCAGAUGUGGCAGUGUGGGUGACAUCCAGGCCAGGGGUGGCCUCGCUCAUCCCUGGGGGACUGGUAGACAGGGUCACUGAGAUACCAGGAUUCAGCCCCACAGACAUCCAGAUUUUCCUGAACCACCACUUCUCCGAACAGGAUUUUGCCAGCAGGAUUUGGACACACUUGGAGUCCCACAAGAUCCUGAUGGUGAUGUGUUCCAUACCGUGCAUCUGCUGGAUGGUAGCUGAUACUUUGCUGUACAUCAUGCAGAGUGGAACACAGGAGAGCCUUCCAAGGACUUGCACUGAACUUUAUGCCCAUUUUUGUUCCAUGAAAGCAGAAGUAGGUGAGCCUAGAGGCAGAGAGCCCGUAAAAAUGGAGCAGUUUCACGGGACCAAUAGAAAACUGCUGGCAAACCUGGGACGAAUGGCUUUCUAUGGCCUACUGAAGCACAAGUACACCUUCAAUGAGCAGGACCUCAAGGCCUAUGGGAUAGAUUUACUGUUGACUCAAAGCAGUUUUGGUGCUGGGGUUCUGAUCCGAGUGGAGUCGGGCAUACACACGACAUACAGACUAACACACCUGACGGUGCAGGAGUUUCUUGCUGCUACUUUCUAUCAUGUUUCCUCCAAGAGGGCCAUCUUUGACCUGUUCUCAGAAAGCACCAUGACAUGGCCUAAGAUUGGCUUCCAAAACCACUUCAGAAGUGCCCUUCAACACUCACAGCAAGCUGAAGAUGGCCACUUGGAUGUGUUUGUGCGGUUCCUGACAGGCCUGUUGAGCCCAACAGCGCUCAAACCUCUCUCUGAACUCCUGACUCUGGGUAAAGAUGAUGGCAAUCAGAAGGUGUGGGCUGCGGGGUUUCUGCAAGGCCUCUUGGCCAGCGCGGGGGCUGUAGUUUCCCUUCGUUCGGUCAACCUGGCGUAUUGUUUACAGGAGCUGCAGCACACAGAGCAGCUCCGGAGCAUAGAAGAGGACUUGCGUGAUGGGAGCUUGGCUGGGAAGUUAACACGGCCUCACUGCGUGGUGCUCGGCUACCUGCUCCACGUGUCUCCAGAGUGCAGUGAACAGACCAACCUGACGGGCUGUCUGAACUACACCACGGUGAAAAGUUUACUGCCACAGCUGCUGUACUGUAGCCAUCUCAGGCUGGAGAGUAACAACCUGAAAGACGAUGUGAUGGAACUGCUCGGAAGCCUCUUGAGUGCCAAAGACUGCCACAUCCAGAAAAUAAGCUUGGCAGACAACGCUGUCAGCAGCAAAGGAGCUAAAGCCUUGAGUCGAGCCCUCCUGGUCAAUCGGACUCUAACAUCUCUCAACCUGCGGAACAACAACAUUGGAUCCAGAGGUGCAAAGUUUCUAGCAGAAGCGCUGAAAAUGAACCAAGUCCUGAUAUCAAUCAACCUGCAGAACAACGCCAUCGAGAAGGAAGGUGCACAAGCCCUUGCAGAGGUGCUGCAGUGCAACCGCAAACUGGUGUCUCUAAAUUUGAGGAAGAACACGGUUGGAGCAGCCGGAGCCAAAGGGAUUGCAGACGCACUGAAAACAAACCGAACUCUCACAAAGCUGAUCCUGUGCAGUAACCAGCUCGGGGACAAAGGAACAGCCGCUCUGGCCGAAGCGCUGACCUUGAACCACUCUCUGCUUUCACUUCACCUUCAAAGUAAUUCAAUCAGCGACAAGGGAAUGACAGUGCUGACCAAAGCCCUCAGGCUCAAUCGAGGCCUUGUCUUUUUGAAUCUAAGAGAGAACUCUAUUGGAGUGGAAGGAGCCAAAAACAUGGCCCAAGCUCUGCAGGAGAACAACUCUCUGCAGGACCUUGAUCUGACAGCCAACUUGCUACACGAUGAUGGGGUUCAAGCAAUCGCCAGGGCCAUCAGGAGCAAUCAAGGACUUACCUCUCUGCACCUCCAGUGGAAUUUUAUCAAGUCAACAGCCACCAAAGCUCUGGCUCAAGCACUCGCCUCCAACAACACAAUUCAGCUUUUAGACCUACAGGAAAAUGCUAUCGGUAACGAAGGCGUGAUUUUUCUAGCUGAUGCUCUGAAAAUCAACACAUCUCUGCGUACCCUGUGUCUGCAGGGAGUCUCAGCAGGUACGUGUGGCGCUGUUGCACUGGCAGAAGCUCUAAUGACCAAUCAAACUCUGCAGACAUUAGACCUGCGGGGGAACGCUGUAGGGAUGAAGGGAGCAAAGGCCCUGGCCAAUGCCAUGAAAUGCAACAGAAGCCUGAAAUCACUGAACCUGCAGGAAAACUCUCUGGGAAUGGAUGGAGCCAUUUUCAUUGCAACAGCUUUAAAGGGAAACCACCAACUGACAUACAUCAAUUUGCAAGGAAAUGGCAUUGGAGAAUCUGGAGCAAAGGUCAUAUCUGAUGCAAUAAGAGCCAGCGCCUCCGGCUGUGUGGUGGACAUCUAACUAAAGAAACUAAUGAUGAUUUAAUUCUACCAACAUCUAUAAACCAAACCUGCAUUACCUCUGAUGCGCUCAUGAAAGUGUGCCUGUGGAAAAAAAAUGUUUUUGUGGAGAAGCACUUUGAAUAUUCACUGUUUUGUGUGUUCAUUCGUUUAAAUGAAUCUUAAGAUGUAUAAAAGACGUCUAAAGCCAUGUUUGUAAUAAAAUUCAGCACAGGAAGCGAGUCUCAUGUCUAAAGAACAGAGACAAAAGAAACAGACAUUUUCUCAGAAUUCAGUAAGUAGAAGAUUAGAGUGAAUUGCUUUUAGCAUCUUUUUUACCCAAAACCUGAAUCUGAUACGGCCGUGUGCGAGACAGUGGGGAUCCACUUUUCUCAGCCUGUUUUCUGUGUAACUAUAAAAAAAACAAUAUUGUGUGAGCCGAGUGAGCACAUAGGUCUGACUGUGGGUGUAAAACUGGCGUCGUUAUGGGAACAAUUUAGCUGCAGUUUUGGGAACAUGCUGUGUACAUGAUGGCUAAAUCAUGGAUGUUUACCUCAAAGGUCAUGACUCAAUGGUUUCAACAAGCUGAGCGUAAUAUUUUAAAACAUGUCAAAAUGUGUUCUUCUCUGAGUGUAGUGUUUUAUUUUCUCAGAUUUAUUUGUUACUUAGUGUAUUUUUAUUUAUUUUCAGUUAGAUAAAAAAAACACUAGUCUUCAAAAUGACUUGUGCCUUUAAGCUUUUUAACGAAGCUGUUUAAUCAUGUUCUUUCUGAAUGCACUUAUCCAAAUGAAGUGUUCAAACCUGGAUUAGAAUUGCUGCAGAUGCUGUAACCAUUACUGUUCCCAGUCGGUCAUUUGCUGUCAUUUGUCUUUUACAGUUGUUUGUUGAUGGGGUAGAUUUUCUGUUUAAAUUUUAUUUUUGAAAUAAAAUUCAGUAUUCAGUUUGUGUUUUUCAAUAUAACUGUUUACAUGAAACACCAGUCCAGGCACCGUUGUUAACGCAAUAUUUCUGAGUCGCAUUGUAGUCACAAUGCAAAGUCCUGUUGAAACCUCAGUGUCAACUAUUAUAAAAUAAAACA